This is a messenger RNA of Rhineura floridana, 2646 nucleotides long. RefSeq names its product zinc finger protein 883-like. The coding region runs from base 713 to 2524 and encodes 603 amino acids. The transcript is spliced from 5 exons. Gene Ontology annotation, molecular function: RNA polymerase II cis-regulatory region sequence-specific DNA binding; DNA-binding transcription factor activity, RNA polymerase II-specific. The record is from RefSeq and is a predicted model, not a curated record. Gene Ontology annotation, biological process: regulation of transcription by RNA polymerase II. NCBI's taxonomy places the organism in Eukaryota, Metazoa, Chordata, Lepidosauria, Squamata, Rhineuridae.
GACACCUGUGCUAAACCAGCUUGACAAAAAUUACAACCGUGAUGUGUUAGAUCACAGGCAAGAGGAACUUAACACCACGGGCAAGAGGAGCUUAACACCGAUUUGCAUCAAAACAAAGGGCAUCGGCGAGCGGGGAAAAGGGCAGAACUUGUGUUUUUGUAAAAGUCCACCUGCCUUCUAGACACACCGCUGUUGGUACAGCUGGUAACUUCAGUGGAGUUCAAUCUUUCUGAAGCCGUUGGAAGCAAAGCCAUUAGGCAGAAAGGCUCCGGCUGUGCAGACGAGAAUUGCUCGUGAACCCCAGAAGAGGAAGAGCUGGAAAUGCCAGGCUUUCUCGUCAAACGGUUCCCUCGACUGAUGCGGUGGGAGUAGAAAAUCUUUAGCUUGCGGAGAAGGAAAGGGACGGGGAAGCAGGUUCUGUCACUCAGUCCUCCUACGGGUAAAGGCACUGAGCUCGGAUUCCUAGAGAGGCAGGAAGUAGCAAUCAAAAGGAAGGGAAGAGCGAUUAUUGAAGGAGGGGAGGGGGGAAAUUUCAUUGAUGUCCAGGGAAAAGAAAUAGGUCUGGAGAGGAGGACGCUGGAGUGUGCGGAGAACAAACAGGCACUUGAGAGCAGCUUCAUACUUUAAAGUGCCCUGCGGCAACAGCUGUGAGAGUCCCAGAGGUGGUCUACUUUACGCCUCAUCCUCCUUCAUCUUCCCCACCAACAGCACAAUGGCCUCAGAGGCGCCGUCUGGAUUCUCUCUUCUCUGGGAUAGAGUGGAAAGAGCUGCCGGGCAGCCACCUCAGGGUGUGUUGACCUUCCAGGCUCUCUUGACCUUCCAGGAGGUGGCUGUGUAUUUCACAGAGGAGGAAUGGGCUCUGCUGGAUCCCAGCCAAAGAGCUCUGCACAGGGCAGUCAUGGAGGAGAAUUAUGAGAUGGUCUGCUCUCUAGUAUUGGACAUCAGUUCCUGUUGGGAAGAAGGACUAGAUCCAUUCAUCCAGGAUCCCAAAGAAGGAGACACACCAGCAGGUGGUGUGCAAAACAAUGAGAAUUAUAGGGAACAACGGCUGAUGUCAUCAGAAAUAGCCAAGAGUGAAGCGGGAAAAGAGAUUAUUGGAAAUCUGAGAGGACCUGAAAGGCAUGACGAAAGCCAGUCAAAGAAUGAGAGGAAGAAAUACUCUAUUUCUCAGAGUCUUGACGUCAGUGAACCCCUGAUUCCAUGGGAAGAUCACAAAGGCAAUAACAGGAAUACAUGUUCAAUGUAUGGGAAAAUAUUAAGAUAUAACUCAGAUUUAAAUACACAUUACAGAAUCCACACAGGAGAGAAACCAUACAAAUGCAUGGAGUGUGGACAGAGCUUCAGUAAGUGUGAUCACCUUACUAGACACCAACGAACACAUACAGGGGAGAAACCGUUUAAAUGCAUGGAGUGUGGAAAGAGCUUCAGAGAUAGUGGAACCCUUACUAAACAUCAACGAACACACACAGGGGAAAAACCAUUUAAGUGCAUGGAGUGUGGAAAAAGCUUCAGUGUGAGCAGUGCUCUUACUAGACAUCAACGAACACAUACAGGAGAGAAACCAUUUAAAUGCUUGGAGUGUGGAAAGAGCUUCAGUGUAAGCAGUAAACUUACUGUACAUCAAAGGAUACACACAGGGGAGAAACCAUUUCAAUGCCUGGAGUGUGGAAAGAGCUUCCAAGAUAGAAGUGAGCUUACAAGACAUCAACGAACACAUACAGGGGAGAAACCAUUUCAGUGCAUGCAAUGUGGAAAGAGCUUCAGUAUGAGCAGUAGCCUUACUGUCCACCAAAGAAUGCACACAGGAGAGAAACCAUUUCAAUGCAUGGAGUGUGGAAAGAGCUUCAGUGGGAGCAGUGACCUUACUAGACAUCAACGAACACACACAGGGGAGAAACCAUUGAAAUGCAUGCAGUGUGGAAAGAGCUUCAGUGGGAGCAGUACCCUUACUGUACAUCAAAGAAUGCACACCGGGGAGAAACCAUUUCAAUGCAUGGAGUGUGGAAAGAGGUUUAGAGUGAGCAGUAACCUUACUUCACAUCAAAUGACACACACAGGAGAGAAGCCAUUUCAAUGCACGGAGUGCGGAAAAAGCUUCAGUAAGAACAGUAACCUUAAUGUACAUCAACGAACCCACACAGGGGAGAAGCCAUUUCAGUGCAUGGAAUGUGGAAAGAGCUUCAGUGUGAGCUGUGAGCUUACUAGACAUCAACGAACACACACAGGGGAGAAACCAUUUCAAUGCAUGGAGUGUGGAAAGAGCUUCAGUCAGAGCAGUACCCUUACUUUACAUCAAAGAACGCACACAGGGGAGAAACCAUUUAAAUGUAUGGAGUGUGGAAAGAGCUUCAGUAUUUGUGAUCACCUUAUGAGACAUCAACGAACACAUACAGGGGAGAAACCAUUUAAAUGCAUGGAGUGUGGAAAGAAUUUUAGUCUGAGCAGUAGCCUUACUAACCAUAAAAAAAAAAACCAUGGGAGAAAACACCACUCACAACAGCUGGCUGUAGCAUUGCUACAUUAAUUAAUAUCUGUAGUGGUCAGGGCUGUGGAGUCAGAGUCGGGAGCAAUUUUGGGUGGCGUCGGAGUCAGUAGAAAUGUUCCGACUCCUUCAUAAAUGGCAAAUGUAUAUUAACUAGUAAUAAC